CUUCAGUCUUCCACCAUGACGGACAAAAGCAAACUCUUGUUACUGUUCGACCGCCCCCAAGAGCCCGCCUUUAUGCCCAAAGGCAACAAGGAGGUCUUCGACGUGCCUAACAAUUUCCUCCCGGAGCGGUACAAACCGAUUGGGGUGCAAAUCGCCAACCGGUUCGGGGAACAAGCCAACGAGAAAAUCCCGUUGAAAGACAUCACACCGCCGGACUUGGAGGGAAUCCUUGAUCUGGGGCGCCACGAAAACUUCUCCCUCUUCAUCCCCAAACACCGCAAGGUUGCCGGGAAGCUCAUCAGGAUUUUCCUGGCGGCGGAAUCAAUCGACGAUCUUCUAUCAAACGCUGUUUUUUGCAGAGAUAGGGUUAAUCCGUACUUGUUUUACUAUGCGUUUUCUGUGGCGCUUUUGCACCGGCCGGAUACGCAAAAUUUGGACCUCCCGUCCUUUAUUCACGUGUUUCCGGAUAAGUACGUCGACAGUCAGGUGUUUGCAAGGGCCAGGGAGGAGGCCCACAUUGUCCCGGAAGGCUCAAGGACCCCCAUUGAAAUUCCGCAAGACUUCACGGCGUCAGAUUUAGACGAGGAGCACCGGGUGGCCUACUGGCGCGAGGACAUCGGGCUGAACCUCCACCACUGGCACUGGCACCUGGUGUAUCCCUUCGAAGGCGCGCGCGAAAUUGUCGAUAAAAAUCGCCGAGGGGAAAUUUUCUACUACAUGCACCAACAAAUCAUCGCCCGAUUCAACAUUGAGCGACUUUGUAACGGCCUAAAACGAGUAGUGAAGCUGAGCAAUUGGCGGGAGCCGCUCCCUGAAGCCUAUUUCCCGAAGUUGGACAGUCUUGUAGCUAGUAGGACCUGGCCGGCACGACCCGUUAACCAAGUCCCACGGGACCUCAACCGGGAAGUCGACCAGAUUCGCCUGAGUCUGGACGACAUGGACCGCUGGAGGGACAGGAUCUACGACGCCAUCCAUUCGGGAGUCGUGCGCGGGGACAACGGCCAGAACAUCCCUUUGACUGAAUUUGAAGGGAUCGAUGUUUUAGGGAAUAUAAUUGAGUCCAGCAUCCUGUCACCCAAUCGCAACUAUUAUGGCGAUUUCCACAACAUGGGACACAUCCUCAUUGGCUAUAUCCACGACCCGGACCAUAGAUUCUUGGAACCGUUCGGAGUCAUGGCGGAUCCGGCCGUUGAUUUACGUGAUCCACUCUUCUUCCGCUGGCACGCCUACAUUGACGACAUGUUCCAGGAGUUCAAGGCCACGCUUCCGCGAUACACGGUGGCUCAACUGAAUUAUCCGGGAGUGACUGUCACCAACAUCGAGGUGCAAGCCAAGGGGGGCAAGCCGAACGUGCUCAGCACUUUCUGGCAACAAUCCGACUUGGAUUUGUCUCGCGGCUUGGAUUUCCAGCCCCGGGGCUCCGUUUUCGUCCGCUUCACCCAUUUGCAAAACCAGGACUUCACUUACAAAAUCACAGUCAACAACUCGGGGAACAACCGGAUGGGAACCUGUCGCAUUUUCCUAGCGCCGCAGUUCGACGAACGGGGGAAUCCCUGGCUGUUCAGGAACCAAAAGGACAUGUUCAUCGAACUCGACCGUUUUGCAGUUUCCUUGAAACAAGGGACGAAUACGAUCACUCGCCACUCCACGGAGUCCUCCCUAACUAUCCCCUUCGAGCGGACGUUCCGCAACUUGGACGCAAAUCGCCCCACAGGCGGGGACGCCCUAUCCGAGUUUAAUUUCUGCGGCUGUGGAUGGCCCCAGCACAUGUUGUUGCCCAAAGGCACCGAGGCGGGCUAUCCGUGUCACUUGUUUGUUAUGAUUUCGAACUACGCUGAUGAUAGGGUCGAGCAAGAUACGUCAGGUACGUGCAGUGAUGGUGACACUUUCUGCGGGAUCAAGGAUAAGUUGUACCCCGAUCGGCGCUCCAUGGGGUAUCCCUUCGAUCGCAUGCCGAGGGAUGGGGUUGACACCCUUCAACAGUUUCUGACCCCCAAUAUGAGGGUGCAAGAGGUGGUGAUCCAGUUCAGUAAUCGGAUUGUGAAGCCACGUAAUCGUGAUUAGUUUUAUGACGUGAACUGUCUGAUUUUUUAUAAUGUAAUCUUUGUAACGCUUCCGCAUAUUAUGAAUAAAUCUGCUUACGAGUG
Molecule: messenger RNA, 2147 nt
Organism: Tribolium castaneum (red flour beetle)
Lineage: Eukaryota; Metazoa; Arthropoda; Insecta; Coleoptera; Tenebrionidae
Gene: Tyr1
Product: pro-phenol oxidase subunit 1
Exons: 7
Coding region: 16-2064 (682 amino acids)
Molecular function (GO): oxidoreductase activity
Source: RefSeq, marked provisional